This is a messenger RNA of Panicum virgatum (switchgrass), 2364 nucleotides long. RefSeq lists its product as uncharacterized. The coding region runs from base 1 to 2364 and encodes 787 amino acids. Gene Ontology annotation, molecular function: RNA-DNA hybrid ribonuclease activity; nucleic acid binding. The record is from RefSeq and is a predicted model, not a curated record. Lineage: Eukaryota; Viridiplantae; Streptophyta; Magnoliopsida; Poales; Poaceae. The transcript is spliced from 3 exons.
AUGCACACGAUCCUCGAGUGCAUAAACCUACGGAAGUCUCUCCAAGAGCAUCCACUCGAAGAAGACAAGAAGAAGAAGUGCAAGCAGGAUGAGAAGAACAAUGACAAGGAUGGACAAACGGGUUUUCAGCAACCCGCCAACACGGUCAACGUCAUCUACGGAGGAGACUCUACCAUCAACAAAUGCGCACAGAAACUGCCCUGGCGCGAAAUUCUGAAUCUGGAACCCGCCAUCCCUAAACCACUGAGGCACAGCGAGGUCCCGAUCACCUUCUCCCGAGAGGAUCAAUGGACCAGCUUCUCCGAGAAGGGAAAAUUUCCGCUCGUCCUUGACCCAGUGGUAGCAGGGUCCAGACUCACUCGAGUACUUAUCGACGGAGGCAGCGGACUAAACCUCCUGUUCGCGAGUACCAUCGCAAAGAUGGGGUUGGACAUCUCCGACAAGUUAACUCCGAGCAAGGCUCUGUUCUAUGGCAUUGUCCCAGGAAACGCUUCCACACCGAUUGGCACCGUUAUACUCCCGGUCACCUUCGGCACUCCGGACAACUACAGAAUAGAGCUCAUCAAAUUUGAAGUGGCUAGCUUCGAGUCCUCAUAUCACGCCAUAUUAGGACGACCAGCCUUGGCUAAGUUCAUGGCCGUCCCACACUAUGUCUACCUGCUACUCAAGAUGCCAGGAAGGAUAGGAGUUCUCACAUUCCGCGGUGACCUCCAGAAAUCGUUCGAAUGUGAGAAGGAAGCUAUCACCUACGCUUCCACCAAUCGCCUACCAGACACUUCAGGAGAAGUACUCGCGGCGGCAAAACAACUUUCUGCGUCAGGGAUGGAAAUCCCUACAAAGAGGGCAAACCACUCUGCCCCGAAACCACCCAAUAACUUGGGUGUAAAGGCAAUCCAGCUCCAAGAUGGCGACUCCUUCAAGACUGCCCUGAUUGGGACAGGGCUCGUCAACUUCCUUAGGGCUAACCGAGACGUGUUUGCAUGGAAACUAGCAGACAUGCCAGGCCUGCCCAAGGAGUUGAUCGAGCAUUCCUUAAACGUCAAGGCAACAGUUGUCCCCAAGAAACAGCGCCUGCGGAGAUUCUCAGCCGAGAAAAGGGAAGCCAUCAAAAAAGAACUCGCCAAACUACUCGCGGCGGGGUCAUCAAGGAAGUAUACCACCCGGGUGGUUGGCCAACCCACCCUCAAGGAAGAAGAUCAGAUCAAGACAACAUUCAUCACCCCGUUCGGGGUAUAUGCAUACAAGACCAUGUCCUUCGGGUUGAAGAAUGCUGGGGCGAAUUAUCAACGAGCUAUACAGCUUUGCUUCGCCAAUCAGCUAUACCGCAAUGUCGAAGCAUAUGUUGAUGAUGUAGUCGUCAAGGCAAGGGAACACGACUCGUUCAUCCCUGAUCUUGAGGAAACCUUCAACAGUCUACGCAGCUUCAGGUGGAAGCUGAAUCCCACCAAGUGCGUCUUCGGUGUACCAUUCGAAAAACUACUCGGCUUCAUCGUCAGCCAUAGAGGGAUCGAAGCAAAUCCAGAGAAAAUAAAUGGUAUCAUGGACAUGGAAGCACCAGCAACUGUAAAAGAUGUCCAGAAGCUUACUGGAUGCAUGGCAGCUCUGAACAGAUUCCUCUCAAAGCUUGGAGAACGAGGCCUUCCUUUCUUCAAAUUACUGAAGAAGCAAGAUAAAUUCCAGUGGUUCCAGGAAGCAGCUGAUGCACUCGAAGAUCUCAAGCAACAUCUUCAGUCACCACCAAUCCUCACAGCUCCAAUGCCUGGAGAAGAGUUACUUCUGUACAUCGCAGCUACUAUCCACGUCGUCAGCACGGCAAUUGUGGUAGAGCAUCCAGAAGAAGGGCACGCCUUCGGCAUCCAACGCCCUAUUUACUUCGUCAGUGAAGUCCUUUCUAAAUCAAAGGACGCUACUGGCCGCAUCUCCAAAUGGGCAGUCGAGUUGGGAGCACUCGAACUGCGCUUCAAGCCAAGAACAGCCAUCAAGUCGGAAGCACUAGUCGACUUCUUGGCCGAAUGGAGGGAAAAUCAAAUCCCUGCUCCAGCUAGCAUUCCAGAUCACUGGAUCAUGUACUUUGACGGUUCCCUUGAACUCGGCGGAGGUGGAGCCGGUGUACUUUUCAUCUCUCCCAAAGGCGAACAACUCAAAUACGUUUUCCAAAUCCUCUUUGAAGUCUCCAACAAUGAAGCAGAAUAUGAAGCACUGCUACAUGGUCUUCGACUAGCCGUCUCACUCGGCAUCAAGAGACUACUCGUCUACGGCGACUCCCUCCUCAUUGUUCAGCAAGUUAACAAGGAAUGGAAUAUCAACAAAGAAACCAUGGACGCAUACGUUGCAGAAAUCAGAAAGCUUGAGAACAAGUUCUAA